UUAAGAUAUUUUUAUUGUUUUUUAUGGCAUUUUUUUAUUAAAAACUGAAACUUCAUUUAGAUUUCAUCAGUCUUUUAAAUUUAUGAUUUUUAAAUAUUUCUCUUUCUUAUGUUGUGUUUCAAGAAACUACAGUUAAAUAUAAAAAUAAGAUAUUUAAAAAAUGCCACUUUCGGUUCAAAUCAACGACCGAGAUAAUGGCCGCCAUCCGACUUAUAAAUAAAUUCUAAUUUACGUAUCUUUGCUGCAAACUUAGUAUUUUUUAGAUUGAUAUUAUUUCUUCUGUUUCCUGAUAAUUUCUGGUAGCAUUCAACAUUAUUAUUAUUUAUUGUUAUUACUGUAAAUAAUGGAUUCUAACAUGCAAAACAUAAUUCACCAAAACAUUGUAUCAAGCUAUAAAAUGGAAACCAUUUUAUACAAAACAAGAACAAAAAAUUCAAAUUAGAUAAAAGCAAAUUCUAAUUAGUGUAGGUUUAAAUGGCACCUAGCACUAGGUUAGCACCCCGAUUUUUACAUUAAUAAUUUUAUAGUUUCACCAGAAGUCUUUCUAUACUUUUGCAAGAGGAAAGGAGAAAGUCAAAAUCCCGCGACAUUGAAGGAACUGAUGAUGAAAGAGGGAAACGAAGGAAUAAACUCUUCAGAAGAAUACAAAUGGACAUAAAAGACAGAGAACGUCAAAGGAAAAAACUUGGACCGGUGGAGGGGGUCAGAUAUGUUGAUGCCCAGAGGGAUGUUGCCGUGGAUAUGGGAGAACGUGAUAUAAGAAGAGAGAUCUUAAAACACAGAGGAAAACUGAAGAGUUCUACACUAGCAGAUGAAGCAGAUAACCUAGGAUUCUUGUUACUACUGGAGCAAGCUCUGAAAGAAAUGAAAUCAGGAAGCCCGGUUACCGCUCUAACCUACCUUGACAAAGGUCUACAAAUCCACCCUGAAGAUGGUGAUAUGAGGGUUUGGAGAGGUAGAGCAUAUAUACAAGCUGGACUAUGGCAGAAAGCGCUGGAGGAUGCUAAAGAAGUCUUCUAUACUCUUCGGGAUUCAGAGCAUCCCGGGGCUCUCAUAGUAAUGGGAGAAGGUCUUUAUGGACAAGGAGAUUUUGAGCAUGGUUUGAUGUGGUUUAAUAGGGGCUUGAGGAACCCUGAGCUUCUAAUGUCAGAAAGAGAAGAAAUUCUUGCCGGAAUAAAGAAAACUGAGGAAGCGAUUAACAACGCUGUUGGAGAUUGUGCAACCAGUUUUUUCCAAAAUGUCGGACAAGUAUUGGAUCUGUUGCCUCGUGGAUUUCUGGGAGUUCCAUGGUUCCAACUCAAGACACUACUUUCAGAAAGAAAAGAGGAGAAUAAGAGAGUGAAAAGUGCUCGACAUCAGAUCAGAAGUGAUUCAAGACAAGAUAAGAAGUUCCUUCAUCAGCUAGCAAACGAUAAAGCGUUCCUUCAGGAUUUAGUGAUUAAACUAGAAGAUAAACAUGUCAGUCAAAAAAUUGUUAAAGAGGCUAGAGGAGCUGCUCAGUAUCUUUCAGAAAGACGAGAGUUCUGGAGUCAACAGAAUCCGAGAUAUUUAUUAAAAACCACGUAGUUGGAAAAAUAUAAUCUCACAUUUUUUUUAUAAAAAUGUUUUUUAUCCUAUAAGGUUAAAGACCCUUUACUGUUUUAGCGCUUCAUACCAUGCCCAAUUUGCAACGAUACUCCUUACACAUUUUUCUGGUUUUGAUGAAAUGGUUGUACAGGAACACGAGACCUUGUUUAGAAAUUAUAUUUAACAAAACUGAAACUUAUUCUAUGAUUGUUGUUAAACCAGGAGCGUAAUUUUAACUAAACCUUAACAUGUAAAUUGUCUUCAUUUUUCUUACUUAACAAAUGUGAAGAUCAAUGCUUAAUGUAAGUACUUAACAAAUGUG
Eurytemora carolleeae is the source of this 1888-nucleotide messenger RNA. RefSeq lists its product as uncharacterized. The coding region runs from base 649 to 1566 and encodes 305 amino acids. Gene Ontology annotation, molecular function: protein binding. The record is from RefSeq and is a predicted model, not a curated record. The transcript has 16 exons. NCBI's taxonomy places the organism in Eukaryota, Metazoa, Arthropoda, Copepoda, Calanoida, Temoridae.